AUGGGCGGCGUCGCGGUGGUCACCCUUGCGACAUGGCUCCUCGUGCGAAGUCUGCAACGGCCGUCCGAGCCUCUUCCGCCAGGACCCCCCAAGCGCCCAAUCAUCGGCAACAUCCUGCUCAUGGAUCCAGAGAAGGGCUGGGAGACCUUCCAUCAAUGGAGCAAAGAGCUGAACUGUCCCCUUGUCUCCCUCACCGGACUCGGGAAGACCAUCAUCAUCACCAACUCUCUCGACUCCGCAAAAACCAUCCUCGAGCGCUCCCUGGCCUCCGACCGCCCGCAGCUCAUGACCAUGAACGAGCUCGUUGGGUGGAAGAAUUCGCUCAUUUUCAGCCCGUUCAACGACGUGUGGAAGCGCCAGCGCCGCCUCUUCCACCAAGUCAUCGGGACGCGGUCGAGCCUGACGAAGUACGACGCGAUGAAGGAAAUUGUGGCGGCGAAGUUCGUCGCCAAUCUGAUGGAGGAGCCGGGGAAAUUGGAGGAGCAUUGCCAUACCUUCGCUGGCGACCUGAUCCUCCGUGUCACCUACGGGUACGUGUCAAAGGGCUACGACCCGAUGAUCAAGAUGGCCGAGGAGAUCACCGACGCCGCUUCGGAAUUUGGCGCACCGGGAAAGUGGCUGGUCGAUAUAUUUCCUCUCCUGCGCUACGUCCCGGACUGGUUCCCUGGCACCGGGUGGAAGCAGGCCGUCAAGGAGCAGCAUGACAACGUGCAAAAGCUCAUGAAUACGCCGUAUGAGUGGGUAAAGAAAGAGAUCGACGAGGGCAGAGCGGGGCCGUCCUUUGCGUCGGAGCUGCUCUCGGAGAGGAAUAUAUCGGAAGAGGAGCUGUUCGCGAUUAAGUCAGCCGGCUCACUCUUCGCAGGUGGCGCGCAUACAACCGUCUGGGCCGCCUAUGCUUUCAUGAAGAUGAUCUGCCUCCACCCCGAAAUCCAGGACCGCGCCCAAACCGAGAUUGACAGUGUCGUCGGCAGCGACCGCCUUCCGCUCGUCAAUGACAUGGACAGCUGCCCGUACACUUGGGCGUGCUGCCUAGAAGCGCUGAGGUGGAAUGUGUUAUUGCCUUUGGCCGUACCCCAUCUAGCGAUGGACGACAGUUCUUACGAGGGGUAUCUUAUUCCGAAGGGUACGAUUAUUAUCUCGAAUCUUUGGGCCAUCGCGAGGGAUGAGAGCGUCUACCCUGACCCAUACACAAUCAAGCCCGAACGGUACUUGGGUGCAAAUCCUCAGCGAAGCCCGCAGGACUGGGUCUUCGGAUUCGGUCGUCGUGCUUGUCCUGGUCGUUUGAUGGCGCUAGAGUCCAUGUUCACCGUCUGCGCGACUACGCUCGCAACAAUGCGCAUCUCGCAGAAGGUCAGGGACGGUAUCCCGGUGCCCAUCGACACGACGCAGACGGCGGGGCUAGCGAGCCGCCCAACGCCGUUCGAGUACGAGAUCAAGCCCAGGAGCGAGCAAGCGAAGUCGCUGGUGUACGAUGCCGUCCUAGCCCAAUAACGAUUUGACUUCAAUGCAUCUCGCGCCAUUGACAAUGAUACUGCCCGGCAUGACAAGCGACUGGAUGACCGGCGGCCGCUGAGCUAGCUGUCGUUGCUUGCUCCGUCACAAGCGGUGACCUGUCCUCGACUUGGAAGUAUCUGACGGAUCCAAUGCAAUUCAAUCUUUAUUCUGGCG
This is a messenger RNA of Schizophyllum commune H4-8, 1668 nucleotides long. RefSeq names its product cytochrome P450. Gene Ontology annotation, molecular function: iron ion binding; heme binding; monooxygenase activity. Lineage: Eukaryota; Fungi; Basidiomycota; Agaricomycetes; Agaricales; Schizophyllaceae. Bases 1 to 1491 code for a protein of 496 amino acids. The transcript has 11 exons. The record is from RefSeq and is a predicted model, not a curated record.